Pogona vitticeps (central bearded dragon) is the source of this 2131-nucleotide messenger RNA. The record is from RefSeq and is a predicted model, not a curated record. Lineage: Eukaryota; Metazoa; Chordata; Lepidosauria; Squamata; Agamidae.
AUGGCGCGGGGAGCGAAGGGGGACGUAAGGCGCCGCUCCUCCUCCCGCCGGCCUUCUGCGUCCAGGCCGGCGGCCACGCCCCCGUCCCUGUUGCCUGGCGAAGCCUGAGGCCUGGUCCGGGGCCUGCUCGGCCUCCGACGCCGCCGAGAUGCCGCACGGCUUCAAGGCCGGCGACCUCUUCUUCGCCAAGAUGAAAGGAUACCCGCACUGGCCGGCCCGGAUUGAUGACAUCAUUGAUGGCGCCGUGAAACCCCCACCGAACAAAUAUCCCAUUUUCUUCUUUGGCACCCACGAGACGGCUUUCCUGGGCCCCAAAGACCUCUUCCCUUACGAGAAAUACAGGGACAAGUAUGGGAAACCGAAUAAACGCAAAGGUUUCAACGAAGGAUUGUGGGAAAUCCAGAACAACCCGCACGCCAGUUACAGCGCUCCUCCGCCGGUGAGCUCCUCCGACAGCGAAGUAGACAUUGAGGAGAUGGCUCCCCUCGGAGGGGCCCCCGCCGGCAGUGAGAUCGAGGAUGAGGAAGAGUCGGCCCCGGCAGCGGCUGCCGUCGGUGGCAGCGCAGGAGGGGCCACCCCGAAGGCGGAGAGCGACGAGGACUCCGACCAGGGGAGCGACCACAGCGGCGUGAAGCGGAAGCUGUUAGCCACGAAAAUGCCGGCCCCGAAGCGGCCACGGAAAUCCUCCAGCGACGUCGAUCAGGCCAGCCCCUCUCCGUCGGAAGAGGAGAAUUCGGAGAGCUCGUCCGAGUCGGAGAAGUACAGCGACCAGGAUUUCACACCAGAAAAGAAACCUCCACCUCGAACUUCACGACGGGGGCCUGCCGGUGGGUGGAAAAGAAAGCAGAAAAUUGAAUCGGGCUCCGACUCAGACACCAAGGCGGACUCGGAGGAGGAAGCCGAAGAGGAGGAAGACGAUGACGAACGAGAGAACGCCAGGGCCCCCACCCCCAAAUCUGAGUCUGACUCCAACUUGGAGGAGUCUGUCAAGAAGCCUUCCCGAGGACGGAAACCGGCGGCAGAAAAGCCACCCCCGAAGCCUCGCGGGCGGAAACCGAAACAGGAGAAGCUUCCCAGCAGCUCCAGCAGCGACAGCGACAGUGACAUUGACCGGAUCAGCGAGUGGAAGCGCCGGGACGAGGAACGGCGGCGCGAGCUGGAGGAGAAGCGGAAACGUGAGCAGGAGGAGGAGCUGCGGCGGCUGCGGGAGCAAGAGCGGGAGGAGAAAGAACGGAAGAAGGAGAAGGCGGAGAAGGGGGAGAAAGAGCGCUCGGAUAGUGACAGCAGCCUGGAGGCAGCCGAGCUCCCACGGAAGGGCCGGAGAGGCCGGCCCAAAGCUCCAUCGUCCUCUGAUUCCGACGCUGAGAAAGAGAUCAAAAAGCCAGCGAAGAAGCCACCUUCGGAGCUGUCUAGGAAAACGAGCCAGAAGGAGAAGAGAGGCCAGGGGGACGAGAAACCUCGGAACAAAGCUUUGAAAGCGGAGCGGAGCCGGAGAAAGCCCGAAGUAGUCCAAGAAAGAAAAGCAGAGAAGAAGAAAGAGCCGACAGUUGAGGAGAAGCUUCAGAAGCUUCACAGCGAGAUCAAGUUCGCCUUGAAAGUGGACAACCCGGACAUCAAGAGAUGUCUGAACGCCCUGGAAGAGUUAGGCAGCCUGCAGGUCACCUCUCAGAUCCUCCAGAAACACACGGACGUCGUGGCCACGCUGAAAAAGAUCCGGCGCUACAAAGCGAAUAAGGACGUGAUGGAGAAGGCGGCCGAAGUCUACACGUGCCUGAAGUCUCGGGUCCUGGGCCCCAAAGUGGGGGGAAACCAGAAAGUCAACCAGACCGACUCGGAUAAGGACAAAGGAGAGCGCGAGAAGAGCAAAGAGAAGCUGGCGGAAGGAGAGACCCCCGACGAGAGGGGCGGGGAAGACUCGAGCGCUGAGCUCCCGUCUCCCAUGAAUGGGGAGUCAGUGGCCCAGAAAAGGGAGGGACUCGGAGAGACCCAGGACCGGGGAGAUGACGACUGGAAUUCUGGAGACGCCAAGAAAGAGGCAUCACCCGAAAGCGCCCGAAACAGACCGAGCGGGCCGGAACGGGAGAGAGCCCGAGCAGAGUCCGACUCUGCCGAUUCUGCCGACGAGAGCUGA